Messenger RNA from Auxenochlorella protothecoides, 612 nucleotides. RefSeq lists its product as hypothetical. The transcript has 3 exons. Bases 1 to 612 code for a protein of 203 amino acids. Gene Ontology annotation, molecular function: acyltransferase activity, transferring groups other than amino-acyl groups. The record is from RefSeq and is a predicted model, not a curated record. NCBI's taxonomy places the organism in Eukaryota, Viridiplantae, Chlorophyta, Trebouxiophyceae, Chlorellales, Chlorellaceae.
AUGUCGCAGGCAACGUUUAUUGCCUUCGAUGCCCGGGAGGACAAGAGCGGUACCGAGCAGGCCUUGAAGACGCUGGCCAAGGCGCUGUCCCAGGACCCGGUGACCACUUGGUUGGCGGGGAAGAGCGAUGCCGAGGCAUUCAUGGGGAGCCUGCUGGAGAUGCUCCUCACCUGCCACCCCUCCACCCGCUUCUAUGUGACGCCCGACUUCACGGCCGCGGCCAUGACCAGCGACAGCCAGCAGCCUGAGUUCGAGGCCGAUGCCGAUGCCAUGGCGGCAACCAUGGUACAUGUCCCUCCCGAGCGCGCUGGGGAUAUGGAGACCCUGUUCCCCUCCCUCGACGUCCAGAAAGACGUCUACGUCAAGGACCACGGGCAUGUCGUGCACAUCCACAUGAUAGGCGUCCGCGUGCAGGGCCAGGGGAUGGGUGCCCAGCUCAUCCAGCACAUCAAGGACCGGGCUGCCAAGGCCGGGCGGGGCGUGUACCUGGAGGCAUCCUCCGCCGCCUCCACCCGCUUCUACUCGCGGCACGGCUUCCAGCAUGUGAGGGAGCACAGGCUCCACGAGGCGGCCCCGAUCCUCAACCUCAUGGCCUACCACCCCGAGGUUUGA